Messenger RNA from Passer domesticus (house sparrow), 4141 nucleotides. RefSeq names its product fibronectin type III and SPRY domain containing 1 like (gene FSD1L). Gene Ontology annotation, molecular function: protein binding. The coding region runs from base 57 to 1574 and encodes 505 amino acids. The transcript has 14 exons. NCBI's taxonomy places the organism in Eukaryota, Metazoa, Chordata, Aves, Passeriformes, Passeridae. The record is from RefSeq and is a predicted model, not a curated record.
CCCGCCCCGCGCGUCCCCGCCCCGCGCGUCCCCGCCCCGCCGGCCCGGCCGCAGACAUGGACGAGGAGCGGGAGACUCUGCAAAGGAUUGUCAGUACUCUAGUGAACAAAAAUGAUGAAAUUCACAACUUCAUUGACAUGUUGAACCACACAAUAUCAAAUGUUCAGGCAAACUCCUCUAAUGCCAUCAGCGAGCUGGAUGAGGAGUUUGAUGGUCUGUAUUCUGUCCUGCAUGAGAUGAAGGGGAGCAUGGCCAACACUAUUCAGCAAGAAGAAGCUCGUAAAAUUCAAGCUCUGAAGGAUCAGCUGAGCCAGUGCAGCCGUGCCCUUGAGAGCUCAGAAGAGCUGCUGGAACUUGCUGUGCAGUCACUGGACAUAAAGAACCCUGUGGAGCUCUUAGAGGCUGCCAGACAGAUCAAAGAUAGUGCCACAGUGGCUUCGGCAUUCCGCCUCUCUCUGAAACCAAAAGUCAGUGACAGUAUGACUCAUAUGAUGGUGGACUUUGCCCUGGAAAAGCGGAUGCUCCAAGCUGUGAAGUUUUUGCCAGUCCCUAAAGCUCCAGAGAUAGAUGUAGCAGCAUGUCUGGUUGCUGACAACUGCAUAACAAUAUCGUGGAAAAUGCCUGAGGAAGACAGCAGAAUUGAUCAUUUUGUGCUGGAGUACAGGAAAACCAACUUUGAUGGGCUCCCUCGACUAAAAGGGGAACAGCGCUGGGAGCUGGUGGACUACAUUAAAGCUACUCAAUACACAUUAUCAGGUCUGAAAUUUGAUACAAAGUACAUGAACCUUAGAGUACAAGCUUGCAACAAAGCUGUGGCAGGUGAAUACUCUGACCCCGUGACUCUGGAAACCAAAGCAUUUCUGUUCAGUUUGGACAGUACUUCAUCUCAUCCGAACUUGAAAGUUGAAGACACUUACGUUGAAUGGGAUCCUACUGGAGGCAAAGGACAAGAAAAAAUAAAAGGGAAGGAAAAUAAAAACAGUGGCCAGAAACCUCUGCUGAAGAGCAAUAGAAGAAGCAGCACAGCGUCUCCGAAGAGAUCCACAAACAGCCCGAGGGCCUCGGCGAGGGGCAGCCGGGAUCGCUUCGCUGGUGAAUCCUACACAGUGCUGGGAGACACUGCUGUUGAAAGUGGGCAGCAUUACUGGGAAGUGAGAGCCCAGAAGGACUGCAAAUCCUACAGCGUGGGAGUAACCUACAGGAACCCGGGGAAGUUUGACCAGCUGGGAAAGACUAAUUCCAGCUGGUGCAUCCAUAUCAACAACUGGCUGCAAACCACCUUCUCAGCAAAGCAUAACAAUAAAGCAAAGACUCUAGAUAUACCUGUCCCAGACAGAAUAGGAGUAUACUGUGACUUUGAUGGAGGUCAGCUCUCAUUUUAUAAUGCAAGCUCAAAGGCAUUGUUACACACCUUCCGAACAAAGUUUACCCAACCAUUGCUACCAGGCUUCAUGAUCUGGUGUGGAGGGCUCACAGUGACUACUGGAUUGCAGGUGCCAAGUGCUGUGAAAACUCUUCAGAAGACUGAAAAUGGAUUGGGUGGUUCAACAAGCAGCCUGAAUAAUGUUGCCUAGUAAUGUCUGUUCAACACUUCUCCUGCUGAAUGUUUUUGUUUUUCUGUGUAGCUACUACUCACAGAAGCUUGUGAGCAUUGGAUUUUGCUGGGUUUGCUACCUUCUGCUGUUUAGGGCCUGGGUACUGAUAGUGCAAACGUUUGGGGCUAAAGUGUUAGGAACCAGUGCUGGGAGUCCAGAAGAAUGUCAGAAAGCUGAACUGUUGCCUAUUUAAAAAAAAAACAAAAAAACCAAGAGCUGUAACUAUGUACUUUUCUAAUACUGUAUUCAAGCAUUUUGUUACGGACUUGAAUAUUAAUUUUGUUGUAAAUGCUAUUCUUCUAUGAAGAAUAUAGCAAAUACCACUUUUUAGCUCUCCUAAUGCAAAUUACUUAACUAUAUAUUUAAUUAUUACUAGGCUUCCCAUUAGAAGUUGUGAUUUCUGAGAUGUAUUUUGAAAACAGACUGAUUUUUGCUGGCCUAGCCUGACAAAAUACCACAGCAGCAUGGUUUCAGAAGGAUAUUACAAGAAUGUGUAGGCUUGGUAUGAAGAAACAGUAAAAGAGCAGGCUGUGAUUAUUUCCCCCAGUGAUACAAAAUCUUUCUAUUUUCCAUGGGUAGCUCCUUUUUAAAACCAUGUGUAUUGAUAUUGGCUCCUGUUUGUCACCAUUACAUUAAUUGCAUUUUAAUUACCUUAGAAAAUUACGUGUAGAUGUUCCAUUGCCUUGACUCCCAUUUGAAAGCCUAGUAAAACAGUAGUAAAAUGAUUAAUAGUAAAGGGAGAGCUAAAAAAAAGAAAAAAAAAUCAUGUUAUAUUCUUCGUGGAAAAUCCCAGCUUGUCAGUGGGAAUUACUAGGUUAUUGCAGGCUUUUUUAAUCUUCUUUCUUCCCUCUAAUCAAGCCGAGGAGCCUAUAAAUAGUUUUCAGGUACACUCUUGAAUCAGGUGUUUCCUAACUGAAGAUUGUUUUCUGGUAUCACCCUGAAAACUAUUACGAAUUCAUGGUCCAUGACAUUUGGCUCAUUUCCUGCUGGGCCAGUGUAUUUCCCUUUUGUGUAUCCUUUAGCCCAUAAAACCAUAAGCACCUAAUCGUGUUAAACCUCAGUAUUGGCUCCUUUCUGUCCGUCAAUUUCUCAAGAGAAGAAGAAAUUCCUUGAGACACCUUCUAAUAAACUGGCUACGAUGUUCAGUGAAAAGUUAAAACUAACAAGGAAAUGUAAUUACCUGUUCUGGAAAGUGUUGUUUUUUCUUGAGGAGUCAUGAAGUUGACAGGUUGGCUGAGCCCUAAAAUGUUUAUUUUGUAUCUGGAACUCGAGCAUCUCUUAAUUAUUUGCAUUGUGAACGUGUAAUCUCUUUUUGCAGAGGAAAGUACAAACCAGUUCCCAGAUUAACUGUACCUUCUUCUGCGUGUUCUGUUGCUUGGGCUUUGGGACAAAGGCACUCAAAAGUGACGUGGUUCUUGGUCAACAGUGUUUGAAGCUGCUUCACACAUUAUCUGCAGAUGUUACUGUUAUGCAAAUACUCUGUGUAUAACCUUUUCUAUUUCCAUUUUACUGCAAUGGACACCUGACUAGGAGUUCUUGGGGAUAAAUUGCUACAAACUCAGUUUUGCAGCCAGUUCUAGUCCGGGGAUAUGGUGCCCAGGCACCAGGGCAGACUGGCACCUCCUCAUCACCACUCAUCACUUGUCUUGAUCUUGGGUGUUCAGCUGCAGUUCCUCUUCAAAUUUCCCUUUGUGGAAAGAAAGGGGAUGUUUACAAACAGCUAAUGUGUUGUGAGAACCAUGAGUAUUAUCCAGCCCUCUACAAGAGCAUUUAAAUAAUGAAGUUUUUUUUGUUUGGUUUUUUUUUUCCAUCCCUUUUUAGCAAGUUGUAGUGUAACCUGCAAGGUGAAUUUGAUAUGCACGGAUGUAAAAAUGUAAUUUUUCUUAUAACAGUUAGAGGAAAGCUUGGGAGUGUUUCAUACUGUGACUUGUGACUUGCAAGUUUAACUGAUGUCCUAGGUGAACCUUAACAUGUGACUUUUUGCCCUUAAAAGGAUGGAUUUGUUAUAUAAUAGUUUGCACAGAUGUCCAUUUUUUGCUGCUAACAUCUAGUCCAGUUGUCUUUAGUAAAUGGGGAUAUGAAGAAUUGCCUUAAGCACUUUAGGUAUUUUUUUUUGAAGUGUUUUUUCUGAGCUAGUGUCUCUCCAGCACCCAUCAUGAUAGGAGGAUGAGUGGCCCCACGCUGCUCCCAGUGAUCCUUUCUGUUGCAGUGGAUGCAGGGUUUCUGCCUGCAGCUGGACAGGGAUGCCUGGAGCCUGUGGAGUUACCUUUUCCUUUGUGAAUCCGCUUUCAGGGAUUUGGAGAGGGGUGGCUCUUUGGCAGUGGAUGAGAUUUUUUGGAGGUCUGUAGUUCAAUCCACCAGGCUUGUUUGCUCCGGGGCAAAUACUGCAUGGUGGCAAGACGGGUGUUUUCUGCUCUAUGACCAAAAGGAGAUGCUUAGUUUUUUUCUUUUCUUUCUUUCUUUCUUUCUUUUGAAGUUAUUUUUAACUUCGAAAGCCUGACUUUUGAGCAACUAAAGGUUUUCCUUGGGGUAUUAAUACAUCAGAC